This is a messenger RNA of Sordaria macrospora k-hell, 786 nucleotides long. RefSeq lists its product as uncharacterized. The record is from RefSeq and is a predicted model, not a curated record. NCBI's taxonomy places the organism in Eukaryota, Fungi, Ascomycota, Sordariomycetes, Sordariales, Sordariaceae.
AUGAAGACAGCAUCCCUCCUCACCGUCCUCUUGGCUUCCCUCCCCUUCACCAACGCCGCCCUCAUCUGGGACGGCCGCUUCAACGACUUCGCCUCCGCCGCCGACCUCAACAAAUGGUCCUGGUCCAACCAAGUCGGGCCCUACCAGUACUACAUCCACGGCUCCGGCUCCGUCGACAAGUACAUUUCUUUGUCUGAAUCCUACAAAAACCCCAACGACACGCGCUCCCGCCAGGGCGCCAAGUUCACGCUCGACAACACGGCGUACUGGAACGGGCAGAACAUGCGGCGCAUCGAACUCAUCCCCCAGACCAAGGAGGCUAUCAACAAGGGCAAAGUGUACUAUCACUUUUCGAUUAUGAGAUCCGACAAAAACGCGCCGAGCGUGAAUAGGGAACAUCAGAUUUGUUUCUUUGAGAGCCAUUUUACGGAGCUGAAGAGCGGCUGGAUCUCGGGCGAGUCGGGAACGAGUAACCCGAAUUUGCAGUGGAUGACGAACCAGAGGAGUGGGUGGAAGACGGAGUGGAAGGCGGGGGUUUGGCAUAAUGUUGCUUAUGAGAUUGAUUUUAGCGCCAACAAGGUCGGGUUCUGGCACUCCGAAGGCGGCGAACCUCUGAAGCAGGUCGUUGCCCCCGUCUCGGUCUCGACUUCGUCUAACGGCGCCGACUGGCACUUGGGUGUUCUUGAACUGCCCAGGAACGGGUAUAGUGAUACGACGGAGGACUUUUACUUCUCUGGUGUGUACAUUGAGACGGGCCCGAUCACUACUGUCAUUGGUGGUCCUUGA